ACGCGGAGAUUCGGUGACGUAGAGCGCAAUGUCGCGUGCGCUGCAUGCAAGGCCUGUCAGAGCUAGGAAGCGGUGUGUAUGCGGUCAGGUCAUGGUUUUUUCAGCCGAGCAACCACAUACUCGUUAGCUGUUUGCGUUAAAAGCUUCGUUUGCACGCAUUUACAUGUUCCGUGGAUAUUAAUAUAGAAGGGAAUAACUGGAGUUGAAUUCCCGGCAGGUACAUAGACGUGUGUUGUAUGAAUGAUCAGACAUCAGUUUGCCAGGACGUCACCAUGAAUAAAAACAAAAGGGAGAAGGAAUUCUACAGUAUAGAUGUGGGGGAUUCAACGUUCACAGUUCUGAAGCGUUAUCAGAACCUGAGGCCAAUCGGCUCGGGAGCACAGGGAAUAGUCUGUUCAGCAUAUGACCAACAUCUUGAAAGAAACGUAGCUAUUAAGAAACUUAGCCGGCCCUUUCAGAAUCAGACACAUGCCAAGCGAGCAUACAGAGAGCUGGUGCUAAUGAAGUGUGUCGACCAUAAAAAUAUUAUCGGCCUUUUAAAUGUAUUUACACCACAAAAAACGUUAGAAGAAUUUCAAGAUGUUUACCUUGUAAUGGAGCUGAUGGAUGCCAACCUUUGCCAAGUCAUUCAGAUGGAGCUUGACCACGAGCGGCUGUCCUAUCUGCUGUACCAGAUGCUGUGUGGAAUUAAACACCUCCAUGCGGCAGGGAUCAUCCACAGGGAUCUGAAACCUAGUAACAUAGUAGUCAAGUCAGACUGUACCCUAAAGAUCCUGGACUUUGGCUUGGCCCGGACAGCAGCCACUGGUUUGCUGAUGACACCAUAUGUGGUGACCCGCUACUACAGAGCCCCUGAAGUCAUCCUGGGAAUGGGAUAUCAAGCCAAUGUUGAUGUCUGGUCUGUUGGCUGUAUCAUGGCUGAAAUGGUCAGAGGUAGUGUGUUGUUUCCAGGCACUGAUCAUAUUGAUCAGUGGAACAAAGUCAUUGAGCAGCUGGGGACCCCAUCCCAAGAGUUCCUAAUGAAACUCAAUCAGUCUGUAAGGACAUAUGUGGAGAACCGGCCUCGCUAUGCCGGAUACAGCUUUGAGAAGCUUUUCCCUGAUGUUCUUUUCCCUGCUGAUUCAGAUCACAACAAACUCAAAGCGAGCCAGGCUCGAGACCUGCUUUCCAAAAUGCUAGUUAUAGAUGCAUCCAAGCGCAUCUCGGUAGACGAGGCUCUACAGCACCCCUACAUUAACGUGUGGUAUGAUCCAGCUGAGGUUGAGGCUCCCCCUCCAAUGAUCACUGACAAGCAGUUGGAUGAAAGGGAGCACACAGUGGAGGAGUGGAAAGAGUUGAUUUAUAAGGAAGUGCUGGACUGGGAGGACAGGAUGAAGAACAGUGUGAUCCGUGGCCAGCCACCUCCUCUAGGUGGAGCAGUAGUCAAUGGCUCGCCUCAGGCUUCCUCUUCCUCCUCCAUCAACGAUGUGUCCUCCAUGUCUACAGAACCCACCAUGGCGUCAGACACAGACAGCAGUCUGGAGGCCACAGCCGGAGCGCUGAGCUGCUGCAGAUGACUAUCACCUUCCCCUGGAGCAUCGCUGUGUGUCGCAUGGUAUCAGAUUUAGGCCAGUCAGUUUUGCUUUUCUUAAUGCUUGUCCUUUUAAAGGCCUUUUUUUUAUCUAUAUUUGUAUUGGGUAAAGAAGGUUUGCAAUGCAAAGGCAAUGUAAAUACACAUGGAGUUAUAAGUGUGUAUGGGUUGGUGUUAUUUGCUUCCUCCCUAAAUACUGCAAUAUUCCAUCGUCAUUUAUUCUCCCAUCAAGAAGCUCCAGCAGCACCUAACUACUGAAUGUGAGUACUUUUAACAUGCUCACUGAAUUCUUCCUUUAAAAUAACAUAUUGGUGUAGAAUGUAAAGACUAAAUUGUAAAUAUAUAUUUUUAUUUAUUUUAUUUUACUUUAUAUAUGUGUGUGGGUUUUAUGUUUGAGUGGAUAUAUCUGGGGCUACAAGCUUCCUUAUACUAUUUUGAUCCUUAGGUAGUGGAUGUAAAAUAUUAAAUAGUGCAUAAACUGCUAUCAGUGGAGUAUAACUAUUUAAUUUCCGUUGUUUUGAGAUGGUUUCAUCUACUUGGUGGUUUCUACAGCUCUGACCCAGAAUUUGUUUCUUUUAUUUGUACAUUUUUGUUUUUUGUUUUUUUUUAGAGCAAAAUUGUUUAUGGCAUCCGGAGCUACUUCAUGUAUACAGUACGAAGGUUAUAACGAGGCUGCAUGGAUCCUUAGUUUGGCCUUUGCUCUGCAAUUUCUUUUUUCUUUUUGAUUGUGGCAGAGAAUGACACUGAGAUAUUAUGGCUUUCAGAAUCAUUAUUCCCAAUUUUGGUACCAGAUUUGAACUGUAAUUCACAUUUGACAUUUACUGGAUAUUUAAUCCAGUUUAAACAGUAUUAAAGGUAGUUCUCUUAUACUUGAAAUGCUGUCCUGCAUUGAAUGUGGAGUAGGUCAUUGUGAAUCAAGGAAAGUAUUCUCAUUUUUGUAUGCAAAAUCUAUUUAUAGUUCAUGACGUCUGCUGAUUAUUUUUGUGAAAUGUAACAAAAAAUAUUUCAAUGUUCUUUAAAGGUAUUUUUAUUUAUAUUUUUGGAAAUGAUGGAAAGGUUUGUAAUGACCGGUGCUGUAAAAAUAAGUGUGUAGUGUAUUAAGUAUGUCAGUUGCAUUAGCUGCUUCUGUACUGCAUUACAGAAGUGUUUUACAUUAAUUGCUGAACGUUUGAGCUGUGUGUGGGAAUUUCUUCUUCUUUCCUAAAGAAUUUUUAUUUCUUCUUUAAGAAAAAUAAGUUGUCUAUGAAUUAAUGGUUAUGAAUGUUAGUGAGACGUUUAGUCCGUUUUCUUUCUAAAAAGAAAACCCUUGAAACAGGUUUUGGGUUUACAUCAUUUCUAAUUUUAAGUGCUCUUAUGACUGUGAUGAUAACUCUAAAUGACCCAUUGGAAAUUCUUAACUGUUAUAGUUUAACCUGGAAAUAAAUUGGAAUUUGCACAAAAGCAUGUAUUACAUUAACAGGGGACAGAGCAGGAUCAGCUUCAGUAGAAUUUGAACUACCUCACGCUUAACAUUUUAGUUUCUCAUGAAUGUGAAUUUUAGCAUUAGUGUUUGUUUGUUUAUUUAUUUAUUACAAAAGUCAUCAUUGUUACAAUGAUAGCUGGGAGUAUAUAGAUUUGUGUGAAUGAUUAUGUAUGUAGUAUGUAACACCGUGUCGUUUUAAAUUGACGAGUGAUUUGCUACCACGACCCUCAUUAGGAUAAAGUGGAACUGAGUAUGAUUUGCUCUCUCUCGUUUUGUUCGUUCAUGUAGAACACUAUUUCAUAUCCUUCCCUAUAAGUAAUGAGAAUCCUGUCAUUUACAUUUUUCUUUCUGAGAUGGAGUUUAAAGUUGUUGUGGGCCAUGUAGUUCUUUUUACUGAUAACCCAGUCUGAACCUUAUACUGUAUAUGAGCCCACUUCAUUAAACUUUCCCAUUUGAUCUGGA
This is a messenger RNA of Ictalurus furcatus (blue catfish), 3494 nucleotides long. It is a transcript of the gene mapk8a, whose product is annotated as mitogen-activated protein kinase 8a. The transcript is spliced from 12 exons. Lineage: Eukaryota; Metazoa; Chordata; Actinopteri; Siluriformes; Ictaluridae. The coding region runs from base 237 to 1556 and encodes 439 amino acids. Gene Ontology annotation, molecular function: JUN kinase activity; ATP binding. Gene Ontology annotation, biological process: JNK cascade; protein phosphorylation. The record is from RefSeq and is a predicted model, not a curated record. Gene Ontology annotation, cellular component: cytoplasm; nucleus.